AUGAUCACCGACUUCCUCACACCUGAACAUAUCACUCCCGAGAGGAUUGCGUAUGCCCUCUUGGGACUGCUGGCCGCCUACUAUAUCUUCCCGUACCUUCAAACAUGGCGUUUGAGUGACAUCCCCGCACCGGGCUUUGCUGCUUGGUCGAACUUCUGGCUGCUUCUGCAGACUCGUCUGGGUCAUCGUUUUAUCUCUGUCGACAACGCCCAUAAGAAGUACGGCAAGCUUGUGCGCAUUGCUCCUCGCCAGGUCUCGAUUGCCGAUGACGCGGCUAUCCAAGCUAUCUAUGGACACGGAAACGGUUUCCUCAAGGCUGACUUCUACGAUGCUUUCGUCUCUAUCCGCCGCGGUCUGUUCAACACCCGCGAUCGGGCGGAGCACACUCGCAAGCGCAAGACUGUCUCCCACACCUUCUCUGCCAAGUCGAUUGGCCAGUUCGAGCAGUACAUUCACCACAACAUUGAGAACCUGGUUAAGCAGUUGAGCCGCACCUCCGAGCUCCAGCGCAACCCCAAGAACGGAUAUGCCACUGUUGACGCCCUGAACUGGUUCAACUUUGUUGCCUUCGACAUUAUCGGUGAUCUCGCUUUCGGUGCUCCGUUCGGCAUGCUCGACAAGGGUCAGGACAUUGCCGAGAUGCGCAAGUCGCCCGACGCUCCUCCCCAGUACGUCCAGGCCGUUGAGGUUCUGAACCGCCGCGGUGAGGUCUCUGCGACCCUCGGAUGCUACCCUGCCCUGAAGCCCUUCGCCAAGUACCUACCCGACCGCUUCUUCCGUGACGGUCUCGAGGCCGUUGAGAACCUGGCUGGUAUCGCUAUCGCGUGUGUCAACGAGCGUCUCAAGCCCGAGGUCAUGGCCAACAACACCCGUGUCGAUCUUCUCGCUCGCCUGAUGGAAGGAAAGGAUGCCAAUGGCAACAAGCUUGGCCGUGCUGAGCUUACCGCCGAAGCCCUGACCCAGCUGAUUGCCGGCUCUGACACCACCUCCAACACCUCCUGCGCCAUCCUCUACUACUGCCUCAUCACUCCUGGUGUCAUCGACAAGCUCCACGAGGUUCUCGACGAAGCUAUUCCUAAGGACAUCGAAGUUCCUACCCACGCCAUGGUCAAGGAAAUUCCCUACCUGCAAUGGGUCAUUUGGGAAACCAUGCGCAUCCACAGCACAUCGGCCAUGGGUCUCCCCCGCGAAAUCCCAGAAGGCAACGCACCCGUCGAAAUCAGCGGCCACAUCUUCAAGCCCGGCGACGUCCUCUCCGUACCCACCUACACCAUCCACCACAGCAAGGAGAUCUGGGGCCCCGACGCCGACGACUUCGUCCCCGAGCGCUGGGACCCUGCUCGCCUCACUGCCCGCCAGAAGGCCGCGUUCAUCCCAUUCAGCACGGGCCCCCGUGCUUGUGUUGGCCGCAACGUCGCGGAGAUGGAACUCCUUGUCAUCUGCUCCACUGUCUUCCGCAUGUUUGAUUGGGAGUUGCAGCAGAAGGGGCCUAUGGAAACGCGUGAGGGCUUCUUGAGGAAGCCUGUUGGUUUGCAGGUUGGUGUUAAGAGGAGGACGGUUGUUUAG
Messenger RNA from Aspergillus mulundensis, 1566 nucleotides. RefSeq names its product cytochrome P450. The transcript is spliced from 3 exons. The record is from RefSeq and is a predicted model, not a curated record. Gene Ontology annotation, molecular function: iron ion binding; monooxygenase activity; oxidoreductase activity, acting on paired donors, with incorporation or reduction of molecular oxygen. The coding region runs from base 1 to 1566 and encodes 521 amino acids. Lineage: Eukaryota; Fungi; Ascomycota; Eurotiomycetes; Eurotiales; Aspergillaceae.